This is a messenger RNA of Aplosporella prunicola CBS 121167, 1980 nucleotides long. RefSeq lists its product as uncharacterized. The coding region runs from base 90 to 1895 and encodes 601 amino acids. Gene Ontology annotation, biological process: amino acid transmembrane transport. The transcript is spliced from 2 exons. Lineage: Eukaryota; Fungi; Ascomycota; Dothideomycetes; Botryosphaeriales; Aplosporellaceae. Gene Ontology annotation, cellular component: membrane. The record is from RefSeq and is a predicted model, not a curated record. Gene Ontology annotation, molecular function: L-amino acid transmembrane transporter activity.
CCGCGCCCAAAGAUCUCCACACACACGAGCAUGGCUUUGACAGGCUGCGAAUUCGGCUGAUACAUAACCACCUAUAUCCAUCCCUCGCCAUGUCUCGCCCCGGCUACAGCAGCGUUGCUGGCCAAGGCCCCCGCGACUCGCUGGAGCUCGCUUCACUCGCUUCCUCGUCUCCAAGCUCGCGACGAAGCUCAGAAUCCUCCGCCUCCGGCACCCCUUCGUCGCGGAGGCUGUCGCUGGAGAAUGAAGACUUUCUUUCCGAGAACAACCCUGCUGGGCGCCACGAGCGCUCCUAUUCGGUUUCCUCCGCCUUUGACUUCGCGUCCAACCUGUUUCCUUUAUCCACCACCGCGGGCGGCUAUACUGCGCUGGGCGCGCCUUCGACCACGAACUUUGAUCCGACGGCCGCGCUCAAUGGAGGAUCUUUGGAGAAGCACAAGUCGUUGACAUAUCUCAACGGCUUGUCGCUCGUAAUCGGCCUUAUCAUUGGCUCCGGCAUCUUUUCCUCGCCGAGUCAGGUCAACGCCAACGCUGGCUCCCCAGGCGCAUCGCUCAUAAUAUGGCUUGUCGCUGGUGUUUUGGCCUGGACGGGCGCUGCUAGCUAUGCGGAACUGGGAGGCGCUAUACCUCUCAACGGCGGUGCGCAGGUCUACCUUUCGAAAAUCUUUGGAGAAUGGGCCGGAUUCCUCUUUACCUGGUGCGCCGUAACCGUCCUGAAGCCUGGCUCGGCCGCGAUCAUUGCCAUCAUCUUCGGAGAAUACUGUGUAAGGACAGUGAUUGGACCGGACGCCAUGGAAAUCAGCUUUUGGCUUAACAAAGGAGUUGCGUUGGGAGGCUUGAUACUGGUCACCCUGCUCAAUUGCGUAUCCACGAAACUUGGAACGAGGAGCGCCGAUGUCUUCAUGUUUUUGAAGUUUCUCGCAUUACUCGGAAUCACGAUAAUGGGAAUCAUAGUCGCGGCCACGGGCUACUCAUGGAAGGGUCAGACAAGUAACGAAUGGAAGGACAAGGGAUGGUUUGAGGGCACGAAGAAAGACGUUUCCAACUGGGCUGUGGCUCUGUAUGCAGGUCUCUGGGCGUUUGACGGUUGGGACAACGUCAACUACGUUACGGGCGAAUUUAUUAACCCAACGCGCGAUCUCCCACGCGUUAUCCACACGUCGGUGCCGCUUGUAAUUCUCUGCUAUAUCCUCGCAAACAUCGCAUACUUCCUCGUGCUUCCUCUGUCCGUCAUCGACUCCAGCAACACGGUGGCCGUGGCUUUCGGCUCACAAGUCUUUGGCCCCGUCGGAUCUCUCAUCCUCGCGCUCGCCGUCUCCGGCAGCUGUUUCGGCGCGCUCAACGCCACGACCUUUACCAGCGGACGCCUUGUCUACACCGCAGGCAAGGAGGGCUACCUCCCCGAGAUUUUUGGCAAGAUCGGCGUGGGCAGGCGCACCGCCGUGCGGCUGGGUUCGAGAAGCGGUGGUGGCAGCCGCUUCGCGCGCAUGAUCUCCGACGACGCAGGCAUCUUCUUCACGCCCAUCAACGCGAUGCUGCUCAACGCGGCGCUGACAGCCGUGUACAUUCUGGUGGGCGAGUUCGGCACGCUAGUCACGUUCUACGGCGUCGCGGGCUACACGUUUUAUUUCUUCACGGUGCUGGGGCUAAUAUUGCUGCGGGUGCGCGAGCCCGAGCUCGAGCGCCCGUACAAGACGUGGAUCAGCACGCCCAUCAUCUUUUGCUGCGUCAGCCUGUUCUUGGUCUCGCGCGCGGUCAUUGCCCAGCCCCUGCAGACGCUGAUCGUGCUGGCGUUUAUUUUGGCCGGCGUGCCGCUUUAUUGGUGGAGGGUGGGCAGUAAGCGCGAGAGAGGCGAGAAGGGGAGGUGGAAGUUUUGGAAACGUUGGACCUCGAGUUGAGGCGUGGCACCUGUGGGGUGGCUUUCUGUGUAUAUUUUUGCAAAGAUUAUCAUGAUUGUAAUGCCAGUGUCUUGUUGAUGAGGUU